Morone saxatilis (striped sea-bass) is the source of this 1483-nucleotide messenger RNA. Its product is annotated as protein quaking-B-like. Lineage: Eukaryota; Metazoa; Chordata; Actinopteri; Moronidae. The record is from RefSeq and is a predicted model, not a curated record. Gene Ontology annotation, biological process: regulation of mRNA splicing, via spliceosome. Gene Ontology annotation, cellular component: nucleus. Gene Ontology annotation, molecular function: mRNA binding.
GCGGAGGGGGAGGACAGUCUGAAGAAGAUGCAGCUAAUGGAGUUAGCCAUCCUGAACGGGACGUACAGAGACGCUAACAUCAAACCCUCCUCCCUCGCUUUCUCUCUCGCAGCCUCCUCUCAGACGUCUCGUUUCCUCUCAGGCCCGGCCCCUGUUGUUCCCCCGCCCACCGCUCUGCGUACACCUGCCCCCACAGGUCCCACCCUCAUGCCUCUGAUUCGUCAGAUCCAGACGGUGCUGCCCAAUGGGACGCCUCACCCAGCGGCUCUUAUGCAGGGGACGGGGCCGGAGUCUGGUCUGAUCUACGCUACACCGUACGACUACCCGUACACUCUGGCGGCGCCGGCCUCCAUCUUGGAGUACCCUUUGGACUCUGGUGGGGUGUUAGGUAAGCCUGCCCCCCCCUGCUCCUGUGAUUGCUCCCCCACGCCUCAUCACCACCCCCAUGGUCAGUGGAGCCCUGCCCCCACGCUGCUCCUAAGACACACCUCCUAAAAGAUGCAGCGCUGCCCCCUGCUGGACAGAGUCCGAAACACUAAAGGUGGAAAGUGAUGAUUUCAUUCAAAUUCACUUUAACCAACAAAAAGAGUUUAUUGUUGACCCGCUCUCAAGUGUUCCUCAAUCUGUCCACAGUAGGAUGUCUUUAAUACAACCUCUGCUGUCCGGUGAUGUGUUGGCUGUGAGCGAGGCGUUCAGGUACAACUGUUCACUUUAACUUUGAUUCGCUGAAGAUGUUUAUACUACUGUUGCCGUCCCUCACAAAGAGAACCUCACAGACCUUAACAAAAACUGAUCUUCAUCACAGUCGCCGUGGCAACACAUGACCGCAGCUUUUUGCCGUGUCAUGUAACUGCAGCUUCCUUUACUGAAACAUGUGACGCCUUACUAAGACCUGAACUGCAGCCAACACGCCUCCAAUACGCCACCAACACGCGAUACCUAUGAAUAUUAGUUACUAAGAACUGGCCUCUAAUAUACCUCCAAUACGCCUCCAACACGCCACCAAUACGCCUCCAACAUGCCACCAACACGCACCAACACACCUCCAACACGCCUCCAAUAUAGUGUGAUACUAAUGGAGUGCUAAUGGUAAUGCUAACUGUGCUAAACAACAGACGAUCUGUAUUUUAAAGAUGUUUUUAGAACUGGAUGAAUUAUAAUGAAAAAUAAAACAAUAACAAGAAAUUAGAAACUAGUUAACAGAAAGUAAACAAACUCUUCUAACCAGAAGACCAAGAGGUGUAAAGCUGAAUUGAGGACCAUUUUUAAUUCUAUUCAAAAUCACGGAAGUCCUUGAUUUCAACCACUGGACUAACAGACGUCUGCUCGGUUGCAACCGUGAUCUCUAAAAUACUGCAUGUACUUGGGCCAAAGUCUGAACAUUUCAACAACAAUAUUAAUAUUGUUGAUAUACAGUUAGGAAAUUUCUGGAAUAAAAUCAUAGUAUUACGAAAAAAACAUACUUUGGCAAAAAAAAAUCUGA